Messenger RNA from Penicillium odoratum, 1545 nucleotides. RefSeq lists its product as uncharacterized. Bases 1 to 1545 code for a protein of 514 amino acids. Gene Ontology annotation, molecular function: dipeptide transmembrane transporter activity; allantoate transmembrane transporter activity. NCBI's taxonomy places the organism in Eukaryota, Fungi, Ascomycota, Eurotiomycetes, Eurotiales, Aspergillaceae. The transcript has 3 exons. The record is from RefSeq and is a predicted model, not a curated record. Gene Ontology annotation, cellular component: plasma membrane. Gene Ontology annotation, biological process: tripeptide transport; allantoate transport; transmembrane transport.
AUGGCCGAAUCAAGUACGAGUCCGGCCGUCGAACAGGCUAUGGACAACAACAUCGCGAAACGUGUUUUGCGGAAAAUCGACAGACGAUUAGUUCCGCUCAUGUUCGUCACGUACAUGUUCAAUUUCAUGGAUAAAACAAUACUGUCAAGCGCCGCUGUUUUUGGGUUAAAGGAUGAUACGAAGAACCCUGCUGAUUUCAAUGUGUCUCAGGGACUGGUUGGCCAGCAAUAUAGCUGGGUAUCGUCCGUUUUCUACUUUGGUUACCUGGGCUGGUCAUAUCCAACAACUUUCAUGAUUGCUCGCCUGCCGACAGGUAAAUAUGUGACUGCCAACACGUUUCUUUGGGGCACAGUAGUGGCUCUCACGGCAGCAUGUACCAAUUUCGGCGGACUUAUCACCGUUCGCUUUUUAUUGGGUGUUGCCGAAGCGACCAUUACACCGGCUUUUAUGUUUAUUACAUCGACGUGGUAUACUCGUGAUGAAAUUCCUACUAGGACAGGAAUAUGGUUUGCAGGAAACAGCGUUGGUGGCAUUGUUUCCAGUCUUCUCGCAUAUGGACUGGGACACAUCAAAGGAAGUGUUGGUCCAUGGAGGUGGAUGUUUAUUCUCCUCGGCGUCUUGACCUUUCUAUGGGGAUUCGUCGUGUCGUUUUUACUCCCAGAUUCGAUUUCAAAAACGACGUUCCUUUCUGAAGAAGAACGCCAAUAUGCAACCAACCGAGUACUUGUAGCGGGAACAGGUACUACGGAAGAAACGGCCUGGAAGUGGGAUCAAGUGGUGGAAUGCCUGGUGGACCCAAAAACGUGGCUCAUCUUCGGACUGGAGCUUUUGACUCAGAUACCGAAUGGAGGUACCCAGAACUUCGCCAACCUCGUUAUCGUGUCCUUUGGAUUUACCAGUCUUCAGUCCACGCUGAUCAAUAUCCCAUACUCGCUGAUCACGGUGGCUACCAUUGCUGGCACGGGGUGGUUGGCGGGUCGUUAUCGCCAAGUCAAUUGUCUUCUCAUCAUCGCCGUCGUUCUCCCCUGCGUUAUUGGUAGUGCGAUUAUCUACUCCCGUGCCCAUGUUGUUCUGGGCGUUCAGCUGUUUGGAUAUUUCUUGCUAUCCACCGGGUCGGCUGCAAUGCCUCUUGCUAUGUCGCUUGUACAAGCUAAUUAUCGUGGGGUGACUAAGAAGAUGACCGUGACAGCUUUGCUAUUCUUGGCUUACUGUGCUGGAAACAUCUCUGGUCCUCAAUUUUUUCUCAGUGAUGAAGCACCUACAUAUGGUACCGCUUUUCGCACAAUCAUGAUUUGUUACGCUCUCACUAUCAUUCUAGCAUUAUGUCUGCGCUUUUAUCUUCAAUGGAUGAAUGCUCAGCGUGUACGUCGCGAAGGAUUUGAAGGCAGCGCUGGAAAUGCGGGUGCCGUCGGAGGGGGUAAAAUUCUAGAUGGGGAUAAUAAUUCCCAAAAUGUGGUUGACAUGGUGAAUCGGGUUCAGCUGGUAUCUGAUGAUUAUGAGGAUAUAACGGAUUGGAAGACGCCAGGUUUCAGGUACCGAUACUAG